Molecule: messenger RNA, 3113 nt
Organism: Lagenorhynchus albirostris (white-beaked dolphin)
Lineage: Eukaryota; Metazoa; Chordata; Mammalia; Artiodactyla; Delphinidae
Gene: P4HA1
Product: prolyl 4-hydroxylase subunit alpha 1
Exons: 16
Coding region: 396-2075 (559 amino acids)
Biological process (GO): peptidyl-proline hydroxylation to 4-hydroxy-L-proline
Cellular component (GO): endoplasmic reticulum
Molecular function (GO): procollagen-proline 4-dioxygenase activity; iron ion binding; protein binding
Source: RefSeq, a predicted model, not a curated record
UGUCCCUGGAUCCCGGGACCCUGGCAGUGGCGGGCUGCACAGGCUCCCUGGAAGGGGGUGUGGACAGUGACCUGUGCUCGCAUACAGGCUUGUUGGUGGCGGCAGCAGCAGCCUUAGCGUCUCAUGCCUGUCUCUGGGGUCCGCGCUUUUAGCCGCGGCUCGCGCCCUUCUCUGGAGCUCCUUUAAGCAGGCAGGUCCAGACUUUUUCCCGGACUCCCUCCCGGCUAGCCGUGGUGCACUAACCCCCUGCAGGCUGUGUUCACACUGCCAACCCCAGUCCUCUCCCUGCGCUGCGACCGAAGCCCGAGCCUCAGCUCCCAGCCCCGCCGCCCCAGCGGGUGAGCAGACAAGCCUCUCGGGCUGGUGUGCGAUCCUGUAAAAGUAAGCCUCUGAAGAUGAUCUGGUGUAUUUUAGUUGUAGGGUUUCUACUUCCCCAGUCUUUGGCUGAUCCAGGCUUUUUUACUUCAAUUGGUCAGAUGACUGAUUUGAUCCGUACUGAAAAAGAUCUGGUGACUUCCCUGAAAGACUAUAUUAAGGCAGAAGAGGACAAAUUAGAACAAAUAAAAAACCACCUUCUGGAGCAAUUUUCCACUGCUAUUUAUCCUUCAGUCCUAUGGUUCCAUUCUAGAGAUUACAGUGAUAAAUGGGCAGAGAAGUUAGAUCAGCUAACCAGCACAGCAACAAAAGAUCCAGAAGGAUUUGUUGGACACCCUGUAAAUGCAUUUAAGUUAAUGAAACGUCUGAACACUGAGUGGAGUGAGUUGGAGAAUCUGGUCCUUAAGGAUAUGUCGGAUGGUUUUAUCUCUAACCUAACCAUUCAGAGACAGUACUUCCCUAAUGAUGAAGAUCAGGUUGGGGCAGCCAAAGCUCUGUUGCGUCUCCAGGAUACCUACAAUUUGGAUACAGAUACCAUCUCAAAGGGUGAUCUUCCAGGAGUAAAACACAAAUCAUUUCUAACAGUUGAGGACUGUUUUGAGUUGGGCAAAGUGGCCUACACAGAAGCAGAUUAUUACCAUACAGAACUGUGGAUGGAACAAGCACUAAGGCAGCUGGAUGAAGGCGAGAUUUCUACAAUUGAUAAAGUCUCUGUUCUAGAUUAUUUGAGCUAUGCAGUGUACCAGCAGGGAGACCUGGAUAAAGCACUUUUGCUCACAAAGAAGCUUCUUGAACUAGAUCCUGAACAUCAGAGAGCUAAUGGUAACUUAAAAUAUUUUGAGUAUAUAAUGGCUAAAGAAAAAGAUGCCAAUAAGUCUGCUUCAGAUGACCAAUCUGAUCAGAAAACCACACCGAAGAAAAAAGGGGUUGCUGCGGAUUACCUGCCAGAGAGACAGAAGUACGAAAUGCUGUGCCGUGGGGAGGGUAUCAAAAUGACUCCUCGGAGACAGAAAAAACUCUUUUGCCGCUACCAUGAUGGAAACCGGAAUCCUAAAUUUAUUCUGGCUCCAGCCAAACAGGAGGAUGAGUGGGACAAGCCUCGUAUUAUUCGCUUCCAUGAUAUUAUUUCUGAUGCAGAAAUUGAAAUUGUUAAAGAUCUAGCAAAACCAAGGCUGAGGCGAGCCACCAUUUCAAACCCAAUAACAGGAGACUUGGAGACGGUACAUUACAGAAUUAGCAAAAGUGCCUGGCUCUCUGGCUAUGAAAACCCUGUGGUGUCUCGAAUUAAUAUGAGAAUACAAGAUCUCACAGGACUAGAUGUCUCCACAGCAGAGGAAUUACAGGUAGCUAAUUAUGGAGUUGGAGGACAGUAUGAACCCCAUUUUGAUUUUGCACGGAAAGAUGAGCCAGAUGCUUUCAAAGAGCUGGGGACAGGAAAUAGAAUUGCUACAUGGCUGUUUUAUAUGAGUGAUGUGUCAGCAGGAGGAGCCACUGUUUUUCCUGAAGUAGGAGCUAGUGUUUGGCCCAAAAAGGGAACUGCUGUUUUCUGGUAUAAUCUGUUUGCCAGUGGAGAAGGAGAUUAUAGUACACGGCAUGCAGCCUGUCCAGUGCUGGUUGGAAACAAAUGGGUAUCCAAUAAAUGGCUCCAUGAACGUGGACAGGAAUUUCGAAGACCAUGCACCUUGUCGGAAUUGGAAUGACAAACAGACUUCCCUUUCUCUCCUGUUGUACUCUGAUGUGUCUGAUAUACACAUUUCCCAGUCUUAACUUUGAAGAGUUUACAGUUGACUAACACUCCAUGAUUGAUUCAGUCAUGAACCUCAUCCUAUGUUUCAUCUGUGGACAAUCGCUAACUUUGUGGGGUUUUUUUUUUUCUUUUAAAAGUAACACUUAAAACACCACAUUUUACAUAUGAAACCUUAAAGUUCAGUUGGUAUCACAGAGGACAAAGCAAGGCAGGGUAAAAAAUGAGGAAUUUUUACAUUUAUGGUAUAUUUUAAAGAACUUUUUUUGGUUGGAUAAAAAAUAACAAUUUAGGCAUCUGAUUAUAGUAUUUCAGUACAUCUCAGUUGGUGGGUGGUAGGCUAGAAUGGUCCGUGUGAUUAAGGAACAGAUGCCGUAUAGUAUGGACCUAGGUAUUAUGUUUACCUAGUCUCAACAACUCCCUUCUGGAUCUGCCUGAAGACUAGGAAUAAAUUAGCCCUGUAAAGUGGGUUCCAUACAAUGUUUGCCCCUCCAUAUGCUAUUCUAAUUUGAUUUUUUUUCUCCCAAGUCAUUUUUAAAGUAUGCUUUAUUUUACCAAACCCCUUCUUUCAUAGCUCCUCUGUGGUGAAUUAAAUCUGAGUUACAAUACCUUGAUUAAAAAAAAAAAUGUUUAACAGAAGGUCCUACCUUAAAAGCUUGGGCCUUCUUAACUAAAAUGAUCAUGACUUAGUCUGUUUCUUGUUUUUCUUAAAUGACUGAUGAUUUUGUCCAAAAAAUUUUGCUGUUUUUCUUAGUGCUAAUUCCUUCCCUCUUAUUUCAGCUACCUACAGCAGGGGAUGAUGAUGUUGGCAUUCGGAUUAAAAAAAUAUCGUGCCUUAGGAGACUGGAAAUUUAAAUAUGUACAAGUCCUUUCAAUGAUGAGGGAAUUAAUAUAAAAGGAGUUUUUCCUAAAAAGCCAAAAUGUUUGUUUUUCAAUUCUGAAAUGUGUGUGACAACAGUGACCUAUUUAUGAUCUUAAAUCUUUUUUAAAUGUU